CAUAGAAGAAAACCAUACAACGCGCAAGCGAGAGAGAAGAAAGAAAAAAACCCGAGCGACAGAUAGCCAACGAAUCCACAGCCAGAGAUGGCGGCGGUUUACGUUGACGAGGAGGAGGUCUGGAAAUGCCCUAAACACCCUUCCAAGCGCCGCAAGAGUGGAAUCUGCCCCGUCUGCCUCCGCGAGCGCCUCGUCGUUCUCUGCCCCGACUGCGCUAACGUCCGCCCCUGCGGUUGCUGCGCCACGACGUCGUCUUCCUCGUCUUCUUCUUCUUCCUCUCGCUUCCCCGCCGGCGACGGCGUCCGAGUCUCCAAGAUUCUCGAGAGCGAGCCGUCUUUCCGGCGGUCCCGGUCGGUUGCGGUCCCUUUUCUGCGCUCCACCUCGAAGUUUCUCGGCGGCGCUUUUAGACACGCGGACUUUGACUCCGCCGGCGACAGGAGCGAGCCCCAGAGCGGCGGACGGACUAAAACACCGUCGUUUUGGUCGUCGGUAUUCCGGUCGUCUCACAGGAGCAAGACAAGCGAGGUUAAUGAUGGAGAGCACGAGACGACGGCGGAGAAGAAAGCCGAGGGCGAAAUCCAAGAGGAGGAAGAAGACGCAGAUGCUGCGAUGAGAAAGAAGAUGAUGAGAAAAUCGAGGUCGGUGGCCGUGCCGAUGAUGUCUUCAAAAGCUGGUAGCGUUGGAGGUGAGAGACCGCCGGCGAAAGGUAGGGGAUGGCAUUUCCCGAGCCCGAUCAAGGCCUUCCGGCAUUCCAAAAUUUCAAAGAUCGUUUCCGAGCGGUCGCCUGUGUACAGAGGUUAAUUAUAUUUUCUUUAGAAAAAAAUAAUUAAAUUAACAUUAAAAAAACCGAUAACUCUUCCAUUUUGUUUUAAUUUAUUUUUGGAAUGUGAAAGAAUCCAUGACGAAUUUUGAUCUUGCAAUGGUAAUAUUUCGAAUGCAACUUGGGAAGGAUUAUGUAUUGCAAAGCUGGUAAAUUCAGUAAUUUUAUUUUAUUACGCUCUA
This is a messenger RNA of Pyrus x bretschneideri (Chinese white pear), 1002 nucleotides long. RefSeq lists its product as uncharacterized. The transcript has a single exon. Lineage: Eukaryota; Viridiplantae; Streptophyta; Magnoliopsida; Rosales; Rosaceae. The coding region runs from base 88 to 801 and encodes 237 amino acids. The record is from RefSeq and is a predicted model, not a curated record.